Amorphotheca resinae ATCC 22711 is the source of this 588-nucleotide messenger RNA. RefSeq lists its product as hypothetical. The record is from RefSeq and is a predicted model, not a curated record. Gene Ontology annotation, cellular component: nucleolar ribonuclease P complex. The transcript has a single exon. Bases 1 to 588 code for a protein of 195 amino acids. NCBI's taxonomy places the organism in Eukaryota, Fungi, Ascomycota, Leotiomycetes, Helotiales, Amorphothecaceae. Gene Ontology annotation, biological process: tRNA processing.
AUGGAGUCUUCAGAAUUAUCCGCGCGUCUCCGGUUUUUGAACGACUCCGCGCAUCUCCUUGCGACGACCACUCCCGCGACCUCGAAAUAUCUGAUGUCGCGAUAUCACUCUCUUAUGUUUGAACGCGAGCUCGAACAAUCGGAUGCCCAGAGACGGAGAGCUUGCGGCGCAUGUGGGACAAUCAUGAUUUUAGGUUGGGAAGCUACACUACAGAUGGAGAGUCGGCGACCUCGUCGAAAGAAUAGCAGUCAGAAGAGGGAUGUGCAGACUCCAAGCAAAGCUAUCGUGUACAAAUGCGAAUCCUGCAGCAGAAUAACUCGUUUCAAUACUCCUCCACCAGCACCACGGCGUAAGAUAGGAUCGUCGCGCACAAAGUCUUCUUUAGGCACAGGAGUUCCAACCCCAUCACAAGCAAAAGAAGCCAAUCCAAAUACAGGUGUCGCUCCUUCGACAAACUCGAGCAGCAGGAAGAGGGCAAAGACAAGGAAACAAAGUGGUCUAGAAGCUAUUCUGGCAAGGAAGAAAGCUUCUGAAGCCAGUACGUCUGGCUUUGGGCUUGACUUAAUGGACUUUAUGAAGAAAGCGUAA